AUGCCGUCCGUCGUGCAGCUCGACUCGCUGCAGCCCAGAUUCGCAUCCACACGACCCAGGUUGAAUGAGGUGCUGAAGCGCCCAAUACCUAAUUCGUACUGGGCCACACCUCUUUUGCUCGCCUGCGAAUACCCAUGGGAGCCGUUGGCGCAGCAACCAAAGCUGGACUUCCUGCUGAGAGCGGGCGUGCGGACGUUCAUCGACCUGACGGAGGCGGGGGAGCUCAAGUCGUACGAGUGCGCGCUCGCGGAGCGGGCGCGCAAGCUCGACAUCGACACUGCUGCCAUCGAGUACCACCGCUUCCCCAUCCACGACCGGUCGCUACCAGAGUCAGUGGAGUACAUGGGCAGGAUCCUGGACGUGCUGAAGGACAAUGAAAGAAGACGGCGGAUCAGCGCGGUGCACUGCAGAGGAGGGAUUGGGCGCACGGGGAUGGUCAUCGGGUGCUGGUUGGUCGAGUGCGGAGUUGCUGCAUCCGGAGAGGAGGCGCUCAGGCUCAUCGCAGAGGAAUGGAAGACCGUAGAGAAGUGCAAGCGGUUCCCCUGCAGCCCAGAAACCGGUCCUCAAUUCGAAUUCGUGCGGUCGUUCAAGAAAGGUUUGGCGGCUACGCCUGUCAGGAUAUAGGACCUUCCCCCAGUCUGAGUUCUAUUUUACUCGUGGAUUUACCAUCUAACUACACUGGCUUCACUGCGUGUCGUCCACAUACAUUAUCGGACCUCAUCCCCUGCAUUAUGACUGGUUCAACCCCACCAUGGAUUAUAUCCUUCCUACUAGUAGUUGUUAUAUCAUACGCUUCCAGCCAGUACAUAGACUUGUAGCAACAGCAUCCUUCCAUUGCUCUCUCGUUAUGACAAUGCAUUGAAUUUAUGCUCGCCGGC
Gloeophyllum trabeum ATCC 11539 is the source of this 878-nucleotide messenger RNA. RefSeq names its product phosphotyrosine protein phosphatases II. The coding region runs from base 1 to 624 and encodes 207 amino acids. Gene Ontology annotation, biological process: dephosphorylation. Gene Ontology annotation, molecular function: protein tyrosine phosphatase activity. NCBI's taxonomy places the organism in Eukaryota, Fungi, Basidiomycota, Agaricomycetes, Gloeophyllales, Gloeophyllaceae. The record is from RefSeq and is a predicted model, not a curated record. The transcript is spliced from 2 exons.